Messenger RNA from Nyctereutes procyonoides (raccoon dog), 2108 nucleotides. Its product is annotated as cocaine esterase-like. Gene Ontology annotation, molecular function: carboxylic ester hydrolase activity. Bases 81 to 1760 code for a protein of 559 amino acids. The transcript has 12 exons. The record is from RefSeq and is a predicted model, not a curated record. NCBI's taxonomy places the organism in Eukaryota, Metazoa, Chordata, Mammalia, Carnivora, Canidae. Gene Ontology annotation, cellular component: intracellular membrane-bounded organelle.
CGGGUCCAAACUCCGAACGCUCCGGGAGCUGCGGCCGGGGGGCCUGGGGACAGUCCGGGUGAACAGCAGCGCGCUCCGAGAUGCGGCUGGACGGGUUUCGCGCGCGGCUGAGCGCCGUGGUCUGUGGGCUCCUGCUUCCCCUAGUCCUGGGCCAGGGCCAGGACUCUGCUAGCCCCAUCCGGACCACACACACGGGGCAGGUGCGAGGGAGCCUCGUCCAUGUGCAAGGCACCGAUGUGGGAGUCCACACCUUCCUGGGAAUCCCUUUUGCCAAGCCGCCUCUAGGGCCACUACGAUUUGCACCCCCUGAGCCCCCUGAGCCUUGGAGUGGUGUAAAGGAUGGGACCUCCCACCCAGCCAUGUGUGUGCAGAACAUCACUACCGCAAAUGCAGUGGCUCUGAAAUUGCUGAAUAUGACCCUGCCUCUCACCUCCAUGUCCGAGGACUGCUUAUACCUUAGCAUCUAUACACCUGCCCACGCCAGUGAAGGCUCCAAUCUGCCUGUGUUGGUGUGGAUCCACGGUGGUUCGCUUAUGAUAGGCAUGGCUUCCAUGUAUGAUGCCUCUGCACUGGUAGCCUUUGAGGACUUGGUGGUUGUCAUUAUCCAGUACCGCCUGGGUGUGCUGGGCUUCUUCAGCACUGGAGACAAGCAUGCAACUGGCAAUUGGGGCUACCUGGAUCAAGUGGCCGCGCUACGCUGGAUCCAGCAAAAUAUUGCCUAUUUUGGAGGAGACCCUGGCCGUGUCACCAUUUUUGGGGAGUCCGCAGGUGGCAUAAGCGUGUCCUCACAUGUUGUGUCCCCCAUGUCCCAAGGACUCUUCCAUCGUGCCAUCAUGCAGAGUGGUGUAGCCCUGUUACCCGGCCUCACUGUCAGCUCCUCUGAUGAGGUCUCCAUGAGGGUGGCCAAGCUGUCUGGGUGUGGCCAGGUUGACUCAGAGGCCCUGGUGGGCUGCCUGAGAAGCAAGAGCGAGGAGGAGAUUCUGGCCAUCAGCAAGCACUUCAAGUUCAUCCCUGCUGUGGUGGAUGGGACCUUCCUGCCCAGAGACCCCCAGGAGCUGCUGGCCUUUGCUGACUUUCAACCUGUCCCCAGCAUCAUUGGUGUCAACAACAAUGAGUUCGGUUGGCUCCUCCCCUUGACCCUGAACAUCUCUGACCCCGAGAAGGAAAUGGACAAAGAGAUGAUGAAGGCUGCUCUGCAGAAAAUGUCAGCAUUGUUGAUAUUGCCUCCUGAGGUAGGUGACCUGUUGAUAGAGGAGUACCUAGAGGACAGCGCGGAUCCACAGACCAUCAAAGUCCAGUUCCAUGAGAUGAUGGGGGACACCAUCUUCGUGAUCCCAGCACUCCAAGUAGCCAAUUUUCAGCGUUCUCAUGCCCCUGUCUACUUCUAUGAGUUCCAACAUCGGCCCAGCUUCUUCAAGGACAUCAAGCUGCCCCACGUGAGGGCAGACCAUGGUGACGAGUUACUCUUCGUCUUUGGAACCAUCUCCUGGAGAGGCUAUGUUAAAGUCACUGAGGAAGAAAAGCUGUUGAGCAGGAAGAUCAUGAAGUACUGGGCUAACUUUGCUCGAAAUGGGAACCCUAAUGGCAAGGAUCUGCCCCUCUGGCCUGUGUUCGACCAGGAAGAGCAGUACCUGCAGCUGAACACGCAGCCUGCAGUGAGUCGGGCCCUGAAGUCUCACAGGCUUCAGUUCUGGACGAAGACCCUACCCCAGAAGAUGCAGGAGCUGAUGGAGGCGGAGAAGAAGCACACAGAGCUGUAGCUCCCUGCGUCUGGGGGUGAGGGGCCAGGGGGCUGGGCUUGAGGGCAGGUGAGGGUCUGCCGAAUAUGCCCCCCCACCCACUGAGGAACCAGGGGCUUUUCCCUCAGUCACACAGUCUUUCAUUCAUUCUGCCAGCCAGCCAGCCAGCCAGCCAGCCAGCAUUCAUUAAGAACCUACUGCAUUGGGGUCCCCGGGUGGCUCAGCGGUUUAGCGCCGCCUUCAGCCCAGGGCGUGAUCCUGGAGUCCCGGAUCAGGUCCCACAUGGGGCUCCUGCAUGGAGCCUGCUUCUCCCUCUGCCUGUGUCUCUGCCUCUGUCUCUCUCUCUCUCAUGAAUAAAUAAAAUCUUAA